This is a messenger RNA of Bicyclus anynana (squinting bush brown), 1168 nucleotides long. RefSeq lists its product as uncharacterized. The transcript has 3 exons. Lineage: Eukaryota; Metazoa; Arthropoda; Insecta; Lepidoptera; Nymphalidae. The record is from RefSeq and is a predicted model, not a curated record. Bases 132 to 1040 code for a protein of 302 amino acids.
AUGAAUACAAAUUCGGCAGAGCAAUAUAUCUAGUUUGUAUCUGCCCGCGAUUGUAAGUGGGUGAUCUCGAUUUACUAUAAAAGAGUCGCUUGCGGAUUACAGCUGAGUACUUUGCAGUCUGCUCGGUCCUCAUGUUUUGUGCCUCCGAGAUGAAGGUAUUCCUGGCAUUACUGUGUGCAGUGGCCGGCACCGCGGCGGGCGGUGCAGUGGCUUGGCCCGGCGCCAUACCGCUCUCGGUACCACUGUCUCUACACUCGGCGCAAAUAAAGACUGUCAUACCACAAGAAAUUAAUGGAUUCGCAUACUCCACCAGUCAAUACAUAAACGCUGUACCAGCGCAAGGAUACGCGCCUCAAAUCGGCUACCCACUCUCUUUGCAAGGGUUUCCUUCAUACUCACCCGUACUAGCGGCUUCAUACUACCCUUCAAACACUUUCCUGUAUCCUUCCCCAUCACCUAUCGGCCCUAGUGCCCCUAUUAAUCCAAUUGCCCCAAUUGCCCCUGCGCAACCACCACCACAAACCCCACAAGCCGAACAACCAGCGGGUGAUGAAGAUUCAGCUGUCAUCGAAUCCGCCGAUUCCUCGUCUAGCCAACAACAACCUUCCAGUGAAACGCCUCAGUCACAGCCUCAGUUCCCUCCCAAUAACCCUUCGACCCCUCAAUCAUCCUUAGACUCGAAAAAUAUGCCUGGUGUUCCCCAAAUACCACAGUUCCCUUCGUUCCCUCAACAAAUCUUACCCCCUGGAACAGGUUUCCCACAAUUGCCUCAAUUCCCACAGCUACCGGGACUCCCACAAUUUCCCCAGCAACCUGAAUCCCAACUACCACAAUUCCCUCAAUUGCCCCAGUUCCCACAGGUACCGGGACUCCCACAAUUUCCCCAACAACCUGACGCCCAACUUCCACAAUUCCCCCAAUUACCCCAGUUUCCUUCAAAUCCGUCUAUUCCUCAAAUCCCAUCACCCAGCUUCCCACCGUCUGACAACACUGAUAAAGGCUUAAACGAUGAAGACACAAUAUCGGUGGAUGCUGCAUAAUUUAACUUAUUUAAUAAUUUAGCAAUUAGAUAUCUAGUAAUUAAGGCAUCAUCGAACAUGAUAAACAAAAUACUGACAUGUCAAUUAUGGUAAUUGAACCACUCAAAUAAAGAUUACUUUUUACUGUA